AACUGAAUACAUGGAUUUUUCUAAUUGGCGUACCGCCCGGAUGCUCUACUUUGCGUGCAAAAUUUAAAAACCAUUUGGAGUGAGCUACGAGAACUCGAAGACUGUUGACUCUCUAAAAUAAAAUAACAUAUAAGGCAGCCAUGGCUCCCCAGAGGAAGAAAACAAAACCAGCCAUAACAAACCAGAGACGGGCCCAAAUCCAUGCUUUUCUCGAGGACUUCGACGCAGAAGUGAAGACCAGGGUUCUGCUUAUGAAGGAGCAGCAGAUGCAACUGCUGACGGAGAUUGACAACAGAUACAACAUGGCCAUCAUCAAGCUUCCCAAGGCCGUCAGGCAGAUGAACUGGCUGCUCUACUUCAAUCCAGAGAAACCUCAAUCCCCAGAGGUGGACGACUCAAAGAGAGAAGAGGUUCCUGAACUGGAGAACGUUCUGGUUGAGAACCACACGGCCGCUCCUAAAACGCUCCAGAAGUCGUCCAAGAAGGCCAAGUUUAGUUCAGAAGACGAGAACACGGCACCUCAGACCACGACCAAGAAGGGCAAGUCCAAGAGGCCCCCCGUCACCUCCAAGAAGACCAGGGUCCAGUCUAUCCUCGGGAUGGCCGCCUCCACCAGGAAGUCCACCAGUAAGCAUUUAAUCAUUCCCACCAGAAACAUGCGUGAGUAUUCUACGAUGACGGGCUCCACUCCUCUCAUCACACCCCGCUUCGACCCCAGGCUUCCUGAGACCCCCGCGGUGAGGGUCCCCCGACAGAAAGAGCGGGUCUACAGCAUCUCCGUCAACGGCUCUCCCAUACAGUCCAGCACCAAGGACAUCAUCAUCAACGUUCCCAUCGGCAACGGAGAGAGCAUCCAGCUGCUGGCCAGCCAGAUGAACAGUGUGGACCUGUCGUCCCUGGAUGCGACGGCCCUCCAGGGCAUGAGAGACCUGCAGACUCAACUGGCCACACUCUGCCGGCAGAGAGAAUAAGUUCGACCCAAAUGACAGAUUUGUAAAUACUGUAUUUUACCGUUUCAUUGUUUUUACGUUUUAUGUUAUGUUUGAUAGGCUUGAAGUGCACUUUUUUUUUACAAAUAUUUGUACUGGCUACAUAAAGAACCAGAUGUCAAAUAUUAAAAGAAGUCCCAUAAAAUUGCACUCAGUAUUUGCAAUAUUAUAGGGUUGUGUAUGUAUAAUGAGGUUGUACUAAAUUACUUUACUUUGAGUUUAUUAAAGUAUAUUUUCAGCCCUCUUUGCA
Molecule: messenger RNA, 1239 nt
Organism: Gadus chalcogrammus (walleye pollock)
Lineage: Eukaryota; Metazoa; Chordata; Actinopteri; Gadiformes; Gadidae
Product: borealin-like
Exons: 11
Coding region: 141-971 (276 amino acids)
Biological process (GO): mitotic sister chromatid segregation
Cellular component (GO): spindle midzone; chromosome passenger complex; chromosome, centromeric region
Source: RefSeq, a predicted model, not a curated record